Molecule: messenger RNA, 2535 nt
Organism: Mus musculus (house mouse)
Lineage: Eukaryota; Metazoa; Chordata; Mammalia; Rodentia; Muridae
Gene: Mlycd
Product: malonyl-CoA decarboxylase
Exons: 5
Coding region: 92-1048 (318 amino acids)
Biological process (GO): positive regulation of fatty acid oxidation; regulation of fatty acid oxidation; regulation of glucose metabolic process
Cellular component (GO): cytoplasm; peroxisome; mitochondrial matrix
Molecular function (GO): identical protein binding; malonyl-CoA decarboxylase activity
Source: RefSeq, a predicted model, not a curated record
GGCCGGCGAGAAACCGGAAGCCGGAGCCGGAAGCGAGGCAGAGGCCCGCUCUCCAGUGGCGUCUCCCGCUAGCAGCUGUCGCGGAGCUGUCAUGCGAGGCCUCGGGCCAGGCUUGAGGGCUCGGCGCCUGCUCCCACUGCGGUCCCCGCCGCGGCCUCCGGGGCCCCGGGGACGUCGGCUGUGCGGCGGGCUCGCGGCCAGCGCCAUGGACGAGCUGCUGCGGCGAGCCGUGCCCCCGACGCCGGCCUACGAGCUGCGCGAGAAGACGCCGGCGCCCGCCGAGGGCCAGUGCGCCGACUUCGUGAGCUUCUACGGCGGCCUGGCCGAGGCGUCCCAGCGCGCCGAGCUGCUCGGCCGCCUGGCUCAGGGCUUCGGCGUGGACCACGGCCAGGUGGCCGAGCAGAGCGCCGGGGUGCUGCAGCUGCGCCAGCAGGCGCGCGAGGCGGCCGUGCUGCUGCAGGCGGAGGACCGGUUGCGCUACGCGCUCGUGCCGCGGUAUCGCGGCCUCUUCCAUCACAUCAGCAAGCUGGACGGCGGCGUGCGCUUCUUGGUGCAGCUGCGGGCCGAUCUGCUGGAGGCGCAGGCCCUCAAGCUGGUGGAGGGGCCGCACGUCCGGGAAAUGAACGGAGUGCUCAAAAGCAUGCUGUCUGAGUGGUUCUCCUCCGGCUUCCUGAACCUGGAGCGGGUCACCUGGCACUCACCCUGUGAGGUACUUCAGAAGAUCAGCGAGUGUGAGGCUGUGCACCCUGUGAAAAACUGGAUGGACAUGAAGCGGCGUGUGGGGCCCUACCGGAGAUGUUACUUCUUCUCCCACUGCUCCACCCCCGGGGAACCCCUGGUGGUUCUGCAUGUGGCUCUGACUGGUGACAUUUCCAACAACAUCCAGGGCAUUGUGAAGGAGUGCCCUCCGACUGAAACCGAGGAGAGGAACAGGAUCGCCGCUGCCAUCUUCUACUCCAUCAGCCUGACCCAGCAGGGCCUGCAGGGGGUGGAGCUCGGGACCUUCCUCAUAAAGAGAGUGGUCAAGGAGCUGCAGAGCCAUGAUUAAGCUGUGCCCUGUGGUAACACAUUUUUGCCUGACCCUGCUGUGCCCUCUGCGGAACAGUCAUGAGCCACUGGGCGUCCAUGUAUCAAGCAAGCAUCCAAGCCUGGCUCUCUGGCUCUGAGCAAGCUCACUGCUGACCUCUGCUUCACUAUUGUGGCAAUGGUGUGGCUGGAGCUAUCAUGGUUAUAGGCUGAUGUUGGCAAUGCAAGAUGCCUCCCGCCCGGCACUGACGGUCACCAGAGUCCUCAUGAAUGUGGUUUGAAGGAGCGUGCAGCGAUCCUGUCAGCUGGCCCUGCUGCCUGCACACAUAGGCCGUGUUGGGAGUGUUCCUGUGUGUCCCACCCUGCUGACCCUGUGUUCUCUGCCUUCCCUCCCCCGCCCACCUGCAGAAGGAAUUUCCUCAGCUGGGGGCCUUUUCAAGCCUGUCGCCUAUCCCUGGAUUCACCAAGUGGCUGCUGGGCCUCCUGAAUGUGCAGGGGAAGGAGCAUGGGAGGAACGAACUAUUCACAGACUCAGAGUGCCAAGAAAUCUCAGCGGUUACCGGCAACCCUGUUCACGAGAGCCUCAAGGGGUUCCUGAGCAGUGGUGAGUGGGUGAAGUCAGAGAAGCUGACGCAGGCGCUGCAGGGGCCACUAAUGAGGCUGUGUGCCUGGUACCUGUACGGUGAGAAGCACCGAGGCUACGCCCUCAACCCAGUGGCCAACUUCCAUCUGCAGAAUGGGGCUGUGAUGUGGCGUAUCAACUGGAUGGCUGACAGCAGCCUCAAAGGCCUCACCAGCUCAUGCGGCCUCAUGGUCAACUACCGCUACUACCUGGAGGAGACAGGCCCCAACAGUAUCUCCUACCUGGGCUCCAAGAACAUCAAAGCUUCCGAGCAGAUCCUCAGCCUGGUAGCCCAGUUCCAGAACAACAGCAAACUCUAGGGACAGCCUUCCCAAAGCUUGGGCCCCUUCUUAGAAAGGAGGCUGUGUUCUGAUGGGCCAGGCUUACUUACCACAGAAUCCUUUUCAGGGAGGCCACAGCGGUGCUGUCCUCUGACCUCAGCAGGCACUCAGGAGGCCACACCUUGGCUGUCACUGUGGUGGCCCACUCACUGCUAGGAGGCGGUGGCGGACUGGGUGCUGGGGUUCCGGGGAUCCCACUGUGCUGCUCCCCCACAGCCUGUGCCUUCAGAAAGCUCUACAGAUGCCACCACAGGCCACCCAGGACACAGCCCAGAGCACAGACCUUUUGGAGUAUGAAGAGCUGACAGUCAUGUUCUCUCUAUUUGGGAGAGGACUAAGAUCUGUACUGUGGCUAAUACCGCAGCUUAAAGCUCAGACUAGAGAGAGUUUGUGCCGUGCACAGGGUGUGUUUGGCACCUCAGGGAUGCUGCUGCUGCUUGAGGCCAGAGUUGGCUUACAGGGUUUAAAUGAGAUCCCAGUUCAUAAUGAACUGAACGGUAAAGAACAGAUUUGUUCUGUAAGCAUUAAACAUGAUUGUUCACUGUA